This is a messenger RNA of Gambusia affinis (western mosquitofish), 4040 nucleotides long. RefSeq names its product gamma-aminobutyric acid type A receptor subunit gamma1 (gene gabrg1). Gene Ontology annotation, biological process: chloride transport; monoatomic ion transmembrane transport; signal transduction. Gene Ontology annotation, molecular function: GABA-gated chloride ion channel activity; GABA-A receptor activity; benzodiazepine receptor activity. The record is from RefSeq and is a predicted model, not a curated record. The transcript has 9 exons. Bases 199 to 1584 code for a protein of 461 amino acids. NCBI's taxonomy places the organism in Eukaryota, Metazoa, Chordata, Actinopteri, Cyprinodontiformes, Poeciliidae. Gene Ontology annotation, cellular component: postsynapse; GABA-A receptor complex; dendrite membrane.
CUCACUCACUGCACUCCCAUCCUCCUCCCCUCCACACACACGCACACACGCACACACACCAUGGAUCCAUGUCUCACCAUCAUCCUCUGCAUUCAGCCCUGAUCCACCGACAGAAUCCACCUGAUUUCCUCUCACUCUUACAGCUGCUUUUUAUUAUUCACAUCACAGUUGUUAUAUCUGUGCGGAUCCAGCUGCGGAAUGAAGUCGCUGCUUUUCUCGGCACUGCGGGACAAAGCCAUGAAUCCCUGGCUGCUCUUCGCGCUGCUCGGUCUCUGUUCAGCCAUUGGGCCCAGUAAACAGGAAGAUGAAGACUACGAGGAUGUACCCAUAAAUAAAACCUGGGUGUUAUCGCCAAAGGUCUAUGAGAGUGACGUGACUUUGAUCCUCAAUAAACUGCUGCAGGGCUACGACAACAAACUGCGGCCUGACAUCGGAGUGCGGCCGACUGUGAUUGAAACAGCAGUUUAUGUCAACAGUAUCGGACCAGUGGACCCCAUCAACAUGGAAUACACCAUUGACAUCUUCUUUGCCCAAACAUGGUAUGACAGCCGAUUGAAGUUCAACAGUUCGAUGAAGCUGCUCAUGCUUAACAGUAACAUGGUAGGCAAAAUCUGGAUUCCUGACACCUUCUUCAGGAAUUCCCGCAAAUCCGAUGCCCACUGGAUCACAACUCCCAACCGACUUCUGAGGCUGUGGAGUAAUGGACGAGUCAUGUACACACUGAGGUUGACUAUUAAUGCGGAGUGUUACCUUAAGCUGCAUAACUUUCCAAUGGAUGAGCACUCGUGUCCACUGGAGUUUUCGAGCUAUGGUUAUCCAAAAAACGAGAUCACAUAUCGGUGGCAGAGGCGGGCAGUGGAGGUGGCCGACCAGCGUUACUGGAGACUCUACCAGUUUGCUUUUGUUGGGAUGAGGAAUACCACCGAUGAGGCACACACUCAAUCAGGGGAAUAUGUCAUAAUGACAAUAUUUUUUGACUUGAGUCGGCGGAUGGGUUAUUUCACCAUUCAGACGUACAUUCCCUGCAGCAUGAUAGUGGUCUUGUCCUGGGUAUCCUUCUGGAUUAACAAGGAUGCCGUCCCAGCUCGGACAUCUCUAGGAAUCACUACAGUCCUCACUAUGACAACUCUGAGCACCAUCUCCAGGAAGUCUCUGCCGAAGGUUUCCUACAUCACUGCCAUGGAUCUCUUCGUCUCUGUCUGCUUCAUCUUCACCUUCGCUGCUCUUAUGGAGUAUGGAACCUUGCACUACUUCACCAGCAACCGGCAGACCAAGAAGUCUAAAGCCAACAGCAGCGCACAGCAGAGAGUUCCCAGCAUGGUAAACAUCCGACCUGGAACAUCCCUAUUGCAGAUGAACAACAUUGUUCCAUAUCACGAAGAUGACGACUACGCCUACGAUUGCUUAGAUGGAAAAGACUGUGCCAGCUUCUUCUGCUGCUUCGAUGACUGUCGAUCAGGAGCCUGGAGAGAAAACAGGAUGCACGUUCGAGUUUCAAAGAUUGAUUCUUACUCGCGAAUAUUUUUUCCGACUGCUUUUGGCCUUUUUAAUCUAGUUUACUGGAUUGCUUAUCUUUAUUUAUAAAAGAAAAUGUUUAUUUAUAACUGAAAUCAGCUGGAGUUUAACAUUUGCAGGUGCAUCAGCUGCUUUUAGACUAGUUAGAAGUAACUUUGCAAACUUUUGCUUUGAUAAUAUAAAGGGCCUGGCUGCAGAGAGGCAUGGCAUAUUAGUGAUAACAGCUUCAACAUCUUGAUCCUGCACAAUAAGUAGGAAAAAUCAUCAAUGUUAGGCUGAUCUUUUUGUGAAAUUAACUAUAAAGUGUUUGCACAUGUGAAACUCCAGUCUCCACAGAGGAACUAUUGCCAUCAGUCUUUAAUACAACAGCCCAAAUGUUUAUUUUCUCUUUGCUACUGUGCAUUGAUAUCAUGCUUUGCACUUUGCAUCUGCAAUUGAGGGAUAUUGCCCCUCUAAUUUGAAGAUAGGCUCCUUAAUUUUUCUUCGAAAAGCCAGUAACUUAUCUGAACAAUGGCCAAUUAAUUUGGUUCAGAAUAGUCAGGGAUCGUACCUUUACAAAUACACCUUAAUUGUUCUCUGCGUUUUUCCUGCAGGCUGUUAGGAGUGAUGAUGGUUAUUUUUAUGGCAGACAGAUUUUAUACUUUCAUGUAUUAUAUAUUGCAAAAAAAAGGUUUGAGUUUAUUCCUGUUCAAGCAAACACAUCAACUGGUAACUUAACCUCUCCAGCUGUAAACUGAUUGUUUUCUUACCGAAGACGUUCAUAAAAAAAGCUGCACAUCAUUUUAUAAAAGUCUGUGGCAUCUAAAGCACUUCUCAAUAACAUUGUACUUCAGCACAGCAAUAGAGUUUUACAGGCAGCUUUUAGUAGCAGAUUGUUUACGAGAACUAGAUACCUGUCUGGAUAAUUUUCUCCUUAUGCAUGUAUUUUUAAAAAGGGUGUAAUUUCUUCAAAAAUGUAAGAAUUUCCUUCAAUGAACUUGUAGUUUGGUGUUCUAGAUUACACAGCUUCCAUUUAUUCAUCUUUUGUUUUUAGUUUGAAGAAAAUCUGGCAGCAAAACAGAAAGAUUAAGUUCAGUUCUUCUUUCUGAAAUUAAUUAGAUGUUUACUCCUAGAAAACGUACCUUCAGAGAAGAAAAGUUGGGACCACAAGAAGAAGGGCAUUUUAUGCUUUGCCUCAUAUGCAUUCAGUGCUAUUCAAGCAUUCAUACAUCUUAGAAUGAAAAACACUAAUUUGUUGUUUUUCCCACUUUGUGAUUAAAGAAAAAACCCUCCCAACACUUAAAAGAUGUUCAUUGGAGACAUUAAGGAUAUCAAGCCAUGAAAAGUUUCAGGUGACAUUUUGUCUCAUUUUCCCCAUAAACUCAUCCUAAGGUGACAACAGUAAGCAGUUGUCACAAUUUUUUUUCUGAAUUCAUGAGGGAUUUUCUGUUGCACAGGAGCUCUAAUCAUAUUUGUCUAUAGUAAUGGAAUUUCAAGCCUUGUUAAUAUUAAUUGUUUUAUUAUCAAAAAGUGAGAAUUUAUUAUUUGCUUAAAGCUAAUGAUAAUUUCUUGUAAAUAUUUAGAAAACAUUUUAAACAUGCAGCUGUAAAAUGGCUGUAAACUUUAUAAAUCGGCAUUUAAUGGCCAACUAUUAUCAUAUUAAAAGCAACAUAACCUAAAAAUUAUUUUUUAGAAAUGACACAAGAUGCAAAUAAAUCUGUAUUUCCACUUGUUUCUGACAAGACAAGCAAUUUUAAAGUCAUGUCCUUUAAAAACAGGAAGUCACUACUUUUUGUGGAUGAUGACAUCUGUACAGAACUGAACAUAACAUAACGUAACAUAAUAGAACUGAAGUGAAAUUUUUUAUAAAUGGAACAAAGAAAACAUCAAAUUAGUCCAUCUUUAAGAGAAAUUGUUCAUUAUGAUUAAAUCAAAUCAGAAUAUGAAAGGUUUUAAACAUUAGACAGAAUUCAUGUUGCCUGAGACAAAAUGUUCUUGAGUAAAACAAAGAUAUUGAAUCAGGAAUAUACUGGCAUCUAUGCAAGCAUACAUAGUUUUAGGAAAACUGCAAGUUCAUUUGGUCAAAACGAAUAUUGCACAACUCAUUAAUCAGAUAUCUUAUUUGCAUACCAACUGGUUAACAUGAUACAUGAACUGACUGUGGACAAAUCAGGAAAAGAGCAUCUAAACUAAAGUUAAUUAAAAAUACAGUUUGAACUUUAAAGACAAGUUUGUGUCUUAUCCCAUGACUUCAUUUCACUCACUGCAUUCCAUUGCACUUUAUUUGGUUUAAGCUUUAACGCUAAACUGAUUAAAUAACUUGCGUUAAAAAUGAGGCACAUAUACUUUAUCCAUGCAGCACAGAACUUGAUUUAUACUUUUUGAUUUUCUUCCACAGACUUAACAGCAGUCCUCUACAGCUGCAGGCUGUAGUAUAUUGCCACUGCACAAGAGGGUAUUUUCUUAGUUUGAGUUAAAGCUUGUUGUGUUAUUCAUAUUUAUCUAUAGAACACUUUUUCAUACAGUUAAGUACGGAAGAGGAUUAG